This is a messenger RNA of Lycium ferocissimum, 642 nucleotides long. Its product is annotated as peptide chain release factor PrfB1, chloroplastic-like. Gene Ontology annotation, molecular function: translation release factor activity. Gene Ontology annotation, biological process: translational termination. The transcript has 2 exons. The record is from RefSeq and is a predicted model, not a curated record. Bases 27 to 530 code for a protein of 167 amino acids. NCBI's taxonomy places the organism in Eukaryota, Viridiplantae, Streptophyta, Magnoliopsida, Solanales, Solanaceae.
AUAUGUAAAUCUUUGAAGUGGUGACUAUGCAGACAAGCUUCUCAGGCAUUGAGGUUAUGCCUCUUCUUCCUGAAGACUCAACAGAUGUUGAAAUUCCUGAAGAAGACUUGGAUAUCAGCUUUACAAGAGCAGGUGGAAAAGGAGGUCAAAAUGUUAACAAGGUUGAGACUGCAGUUCGCAUCACUCAUAUUCCCACAGGCGUAGCUGUUCGUUGUACAGAGGAGAGGUCACAGCUAGCAAAUAAGAUAAAAGCUCUUAGCCGAUUGAAAGCUAAAUUGUUGGUGAUUGCUGAGGAGCAAAGGGCAUCUGAAAUAAAGCAAAUAAGAGGAGAUGUAGUGAAGGCUGAAUGGGGCCAGCAGAUAAGAAACUAUGUCUUCCAUCCUUACAAGCUGGUAAAAGAUGUAAGGACUUCUUAUGAAACUUCUGAUAUCACUUCUGUCAUGGAUGGUGACUUAGAUCCUUUUAUCAAGGCCUAUCUUAAGCACAAGUACACUUUGGCAGCAAACCCUACUGGACUCACUUCAUCCUAAACUUGGAAACAAUAUUCUGUAAAUGAAUCGCUAGAAGAUCUGUAAGGUUGUUAUACCAUAUAUUUGUGUUUGGUUGUGUCUGAGUAAUGAUAAAUUCGAAUUCCUUCUCUCU